Magnolia sinica is the source of this 588-nucleotide messenger RNA. Its product is annotated as putative invertase inhibitor. The record is from RefSeq and is a predicted model, not a curated record. Gene Ontology annotation, molecular function: enzyme inhibitor activity. The transcript has a single exon. Lineage: Eukaryota; Viridiplantae; Streptophyta; Magnoliopsida; Magnoliales; Magnoliaceae. The coding region runs from base 1 to 588 and encodes 195 amino acids.
AUGGGACCCAACUCCGUAUUCCUAUCUUUGUUUCUUCUCUCUCUAACUUUCACGAUCCUUCUUCCACUGUACUCGUCAUCCUCUCUACCGACCCAAAACUCAACGGAUUUGAUUAGUAAAACUUGCAAUCAAACGGGUGACUACUACUUCAAUCAAACGGCCGCCUACGACUUCUGUGUCGCUUCUCUCGAAUCAGAUCCCCGCAGCUCGAGUGGAGAUGUCAGUGUCUUCGUGGAGAUCUUGAUAGAGCUAGCCUCAUCCAACGUUUCCCAUACGUAUCCAUACAUAUAUCAGCUUUAUAAUGAGACGAGCGAGUUUGUGAUGAAGGAUCGGCUUUCAGUCUGUUUAAAAAUGUACGAGUCAAUGGGCAGAGAACUUAAAGAAGCGCACUACUCUCUCUCCAUAAAGAAUUACGGAGGUGUGAUUGAUAACAUGGGGUAUGCACUUGACGAUACUGUCACUUGUGCUGAAGGUUUCUACGAGCCGCCUGUCCGUAAAUCGCCAUUUUCUCAACAGACCUCAGUUUUGGAACACCUAUGUAGGAUCACUUUGGCUAUCGACAAUAUCCUCGUCAAAGGAUCUUUCUAG